AUGAGCCAAAUAACAAGUGAAGAGAUUAUACGGGAUUCCUAUAAUCAGAGGGUCAAACUAGACAAACCUCAGGAAACCAUUCAAGAUAUCGAGGAACUACGGUCUUUUCAACUCAAGAAGCGUAGAGAAUUCGAACAACAGAUCAAUUUAAAUAGACUCAAUUUUGGUGUUUGGAUACGAUAUGCCAAAUGGGAAGUUGAAUUCAAUCAUGACUUUAAGAGGGCAAGGUCAAUUUACGAAAGGGCUCUACAGGUCAACAUAGAGCACAUACCCUUCUGGAUAAAUUAUAUCAAAUUCGAAUUAAGUAAUAACAAUAUCAAUCAUGCUAGAAAUAUUCUCGAUAGGGCUAUCACCACUUUACCCCAUGUUGAAAAAUUUUGGUACAUGUAUGUCCAGGCAGAGGAAGCAUUACAGGAUUAUACCAAAGUAAGGACGUUGUUCCGAAAUUGGAUUGAUUGGAGACCUUCUACAGGAGUUUGGGAUUCAUGGAUAAAUUUCGAGAAACGGUACGAUGAGGUUGACAAUGUACGUGAUAUUUUCAGGAAGUACGUCACAGAAGUAAGCAGAGGAGAGGUGUGGAUGAAAUGGAUAAAUUUUGAAAUGGAAUUGGGAAAUAUCGAAAUUAUAAGGAAUGUUUUUGAGUUAUCUGUCGAUACUUUAUUGAAAUCGAACAGGGAAGACGAAGCACUUCCUGACAUUGUGCUACAGUUCUCCAUUUGGGAAUAUAAGCAACAGGAAACUGAAAGGGCCAAUGAAAUCUUUAAAUUGAUCCUUGAUAAAUCAAAGUUCAGGUUCACAGAAAAUCAACAUAUGAAAUUUUCAACUAAUUAUUAUGAGUUCGAAAGAAACUAUCGAUUUUCCGACGAUGUUGCCUUCAAACGAAAACUCAAAUACAUUUCUAAUGUAGAGAGUAAUCCAAAUGAUAUAGACUCGUGGUGGACAUUGAUAAGUCUAAGCCAGGGUAAUGAGACUUUAACUAAUUUAGAGAAAUCCGUAUCUACAAGUCCACCAGAACAAGAAAAGACUUUGGUGUGGAAAAGAUAUAUAUUUUUGUGGAUAAAGUUAGCAUUUUAUUACGAAUUCAGUGUCAAGAAUAUCGAGAAAGCUAGGGAGACGUGGAUUAAAUGUGUCGAAAUGUUGAGUGGAAAAUCUUUUUCAUUUGCUAAGAUUUGGACUAAUUAUGCUGAUUUCGAGAUCAGACAAAAUGAUCUCGCCCAAGCAAGAAAAAUUAUGGGAAGGGCCAUUGGGUCUAUGAUUAAACCCAAGGAUAAAGUAUUCAAAUAUUAUAUCGCUUUAGAGAAGAAAUUAGGCGAAUGGGAUAGAAUAAGGAAAAUUUUCGAGAAAUGGUUCGAAUUGAGUUUAAUCAAGAGCUCAUCAGCUAUAAAGGUAUUAUUGACCUAUGUGGACUUUGAAAAAGAAUUAGGCGAAUUGGAUAGAUGUGAAAAUUUAUUUCUCCUAGGUUUGAAGUUGGUAGAUAAUUCCAUCACAGGAGAAAAGUUAACUCCUUAUGAUUUGCUUUAUACUUCUUUUAUCAACUACUAUAAGGAAAAUUUCGAAUACGAUAAGGCUAGAUCACUUUAUGAACAAUUGAUAUCAGAAAACGAUGACGUGAAGGUAUGGAUCUCAUUUGCAAAUUUCGAAUCGUCUAUUCCGAAUGAAAGUCAAUUGAUGGAUUUCAAUUCAAACACUCAAACCGAAUUGGAGGUGGAAAUUGAAGAAACUCAAAAGGAGAAGUCAAGAAAAGUUUUUGAAAGAGCAUUGAACCAUUUCAAAACUGAAAAUAAAAAUGAAGAAAGACUAAUCAUUCUUCAAGCUUGGAAGAGUUAUGAGAUGGACCUUGGAGAUAACGAAUCUCUCUCAAAAGUAGAAAAGAAAUUUCCUACAAUCGCCAAGAGAACCAAGACAGAAGACAAUAUCACUAAAGAAUACCUCGAAUACGUCUUCCCUGAGGAGAAACCAGAUAUCAACAAGUUCUUGCAAAAUGCAAAAAAAUGGGCAGCAGCAAAAUCUUAG
Yamadazyma jaroonii is the source of this 2013-nucleotide messenger RNA. Lineage: Eukaryota; Fungi; Ascomycota; Pichiomycetes; Serinales; Debaryomycetaceae. The record is from the annotation of a GenBank genome assembly.